CUAGCUCGGCGCGAAGCACGACGGGAAGCUAAGAUGGACACCUCCGUUUGAACGUAUCUCCAGAGCGGCUCACCUCCCGUCCACCUGUCUUCAGCCGCUGCUCGCUCUUCCUCCGGAGUAAGGGAAGGAGAGGGAAUGAGAAGCUGCAGCGGCCGAGGAAUCCCCGUGAUCGAUUCUGCCGCUGCCCUCGGGGAGCAGCCGGGGCUCGCCGCGCCUGACGCGUCCUGAAUUACUCAGAAAUAAUGUUGAUAUUUGGAACCCAUGUCGAACUUCUAUGAAGAAAGGGCAACAAUGAUUGCAGCCGGGGAUUUGCAGGAAUUUGUUCCUUUCGGUCGAGACCACUGCAAGCAUCACCCUAAUGCUCUGAACCUUCAACUGCGCCAGCUGCAGCCAGCUUCUGAGUUAUGGUCGUCCGAUGGUGCUGCUGGCUUGGUGGGGUCCCUUCAGGAGGUUACAAUCCACGAGAAACAGAAGGAAAGCUGGCAGUUAAGGAAAGGCGUAAGCGAAAUUGGAGAAGAAGUGGAUUAUGAUGAGGAACUCUAUGUGGCUGGAAAUAUGGUGAUCUGGAGCAAAGGGAGUAAAAGUCAGGCGCUGGCAGUUUAUAAAGCGUUUACAGUUGACAGUCCUGUUCAACAGGCAUUGUGGUGUGACUUCAUUAUAUCACAGGAUAAGUCUGAAAAAGCCUACAGUAGCGAUGAAGUAGAGAAAUGCAUAUGUAUAUUGCAAAGUUCGUGUAUUAACAUGCACAGCAUAGGAGGAAAGGAUUACAUAGCUUCUUUACCUUUUCAGGUUGCCGGUGUCUGGCCUACUAAGUAUGGACUGUUGUUCGAACGGAGCACUUCUGCACACGAGGCACCUCCCGGCCCGCCCAGAGAACCUUUACCCACUAUGUUCAGCAUGCUGCAUCCACUGGAUGAAAUAACCCCACUUGUGUGUAAAUCGGGAAGCCUUUUCGGUUCAUCACGGGUGCAAUAUGUUGUAGAUCACGCGAUGAAAAUAGUUUUUCUCAACAUGGACCCCUCCAUUGUAAUGACCUACGACACUGUUCAGAGUCUACAUUCUGUGUGGGUUCUCCGGAGAGUUAAAACAGAGGAAGAGAAUGUUGUUUUAAAGUUCUCUGAACAGGGGGGCACCCCCCAGAAUGUGGCCACGAGUAGCUCCCUCACAGCUCACCUCAGAAGCCUUUCCAAAGGAGACUCUCCCGUGGGCUCGCCUUUCCAGAAUUACUCCUCAGUCCACAGUCAGAGCCGCUCCACCUCGUCGCCCAGUCUGCACUCUCGGUCUCCUUCCAUCUCCAACAUGGCAGCUCUGAGCCGUGCUCACUCCCCUGCCUCAGGAGCGCACUCUUUCUCAGGGGUGCAAAGGUUCAACCUUUCAAGCCACAAUCAGUCUCCAAGGAGACACAGCAUUUCUCAGUCUCCAAAUAGCCAUUCAAAUGGCUCUUUCCUUGCGCCAGAAACCGAGCCGAUUGUUCCUGAACUGUGUAUUGAACAUGUAUGGACAGAAGCAAUUACCAGUAUGAGAGAGAAAAAUUCACAGGCCUCCAAAGUGUUUAUUACAUCUGACCUAUGUGGGCAGAAGUUCUUGUGCUUCUUAGUAGAGUCCCAGCUCCAGUUACGCUGUGUGAAGUUUCAAGAGAGUAAUGAUAAGACCCAGCUCAUCUUCGGCUCCAUCACCAACCUGCAGGCAAAGGAUGCGGCGCCAGUGGAGAAGUUAGACACCAUGCUGGUCCUGGAAAGCAGUGGCAACCUGGUGCUAUACACAGGCGUGGUCCGGGUGGGAAAAGUUUUUAUCCCUGGCCUGCCAGCCCCUUCCCUGACAGCGUCCCGUGCGGUGCCUCGUCCCAGCACCCCGCUAGACAGCAUCAGCACCCCUGAGCCUCUGAGUAAGCUGCUUGGAUCCUUGGAUGAGGCUGUUCUGUUGUCCCCAGUUCCAGAACUAAGAGAUUCUUCGAAACUCCAUGAUUCUCUCUAUAAUGAGGAUUGCACCUUCCAGCAGCUUGGGACUUAUAUCCACUCUGUUAGAGACCCCGUCCGUAAUAGAGUGACUCUCGAGCUGAGUAACGGCACCAUGGUUAGGAUCACUCUUCCUGAAAUUGCCACCUCUGAAUUAGUACAAACAUGUUUGCAAGCCAUUAAAUUUAUCCUGCCGAAAGAAAUAGCUGUUCAGAUGCUCGUCAAGUGGUACAGUGUCCACAGCGCUCCGGGCAGCCCCAGCUAUCACUCAGAGUGGAAUUUAUUUGUGAUUUGUCUCAUGAACAUGAUGGGUUAUAACACAGACCGCUUAGCGUGGACAAGAAAUUUUGACUUUGAAGGAUCACUUUCUCCAGUCAUCGCACCCAAAAAGGCAAGGCCUUCUGAGACAGGAUCUGAUGAGGACUGGGAGUAUUUGCUAAAUUCAGACUAUCACCAGAGUGCCGAGUCUCACCUUCUGAGCAGGUCUCUCUGUCUGAGUCCUUUGGAGGCUCCUCAGGUGAAAGGCGAGGACUCAUCACAGAGCCUCAGUCUGGACUCCUCCACACUUCUCUUCUCCCACAUGCCUGCAGUGUUUUUUGUUCUUCACCUUGUCUAUGAGGAGCUCAAGCUGAACACUCUGAUGGGAGAAGGAAGUCGCUCACUUGUUGACCUGCUCGUUCAGUUGGCAAGAGACUUAAAAUUGGAGCCUUACUUAGAUCAUUACUAUAGAGAUUACCCGACGCUUGUCAGAACUACUGGACAAGUGUGCACAGUUGAUCCAGGUCAAACAGGAUUUAUGCAUCACCCAUCAUUUUUCACUUCCGAGCCACCAAGUAUUUACCAGUGGGUGAGUUCUUGUCUGAAGGGCGAGGGGUCGCCACCCUACCCCUACCUCCCUGGUGCCUGUGAAAGAAGCCGGCUUGUGGUCUUGAGUAUUGCACUCUACAUUCUAGGUGAUGAAAGCUCUGUUUCUGAUGAAUCCUCCUCACAGUAUUUAUCCAGAAUAACUCCAACGUCCCAGAAGUCACAAGCAGAACAAGAGGAAAACAGGCUUAGUGUCCAGCAUUCUACAUCAGUUUCUAGUCUAGCCGAAAGAUUAGUUGUCUGGAUGACUAGUGUAGGAUUCACUCUAAGGGACUUGGAAACGCUUCCCUUUGGAAUUGCUCUUCCCAUCAGAGAUGCAAUUUAUCACUGUCGGGAGCAGCCUGCGUCAGAUUGGCCGGAGGCUGUCUGUCUCUUGAUAGGACGCCAGGACCUCUCCAAGCAGGCCUGUGAGGGAAACUUGCCCAAAGGGAAAUCUGUGCUCUCCUCAGAUGUUCCUUCAGGAACAGAGACUGAGGAGGAGGAUGACGGCAUGAAUGACAUGAAUCAGGAGGUCAUGUCACUCAUAUGGAGUGAAGAUCUGCGGGUGCAGGAUGUGCGAAGGCUGCUUCAAAGUGCGCGUCCGGUACGCGUCAGCGUGGUGCAGUGCCCAGAGCUCAGCGACCACGAGCUGAUCGAGGAGAAGGAGAACAGAUUGCUCCAGUUGUGCCAGCGCACUAUGGCCCUUCCGGUGGGACGAGGGAUGUUCACUUUGUUUUCGUACCAUCCUGUUCCAACGGAGCCGUUGCCUAUUCCUAAGCUGAAUUUGACUGGGCGUGCCCCGCCGCGGAAUACAACUGUGGACCUCAGCAGCGGGAACGUGGACGUACCCCCCAACAUGGCCAGCUGGGCCAGCUUCCACAACGGUGUAGCCGCUGGCCUAAAGAUUGCCCCGGCCUCUCAGAUUGAUUCAGCCUGGAUUGUGUACAACAAGCCCAAGCACGCUGAGUUGGCCAAUGAGUACGCGGGCUUCCUGAUGGCCUUGGGCCUGAACGGGCACCUCACCAAGCUGGCUACUCUCAACAUCCAUGACUACCUGACCAAGGGUCACGAAAUGACAAGCAUUGGACUGCUCCUCGGUGUCUCCGCUGCUAAACUGGGAACCAUGGACAUGUGUGUCACUCGGCUGCUCAGCAUCCACGUCCCUGCUCUCUUGCCCCCAACAUCCACGGAGCUGGAUGUCCCUCAUAGUGUCCAGGUGGCUGCAGUGGUCGGCAUUGGCCUGGUGUAUCAGGGGACAGCCCACAGGCACACCGCAGAAGUCCUGUUGGCCGAGAUAGGCCGGCCUCCUGGUCCCGAGAUGGAAUACUGCACAGACAGAGAGUCCUACUCUCUAGCUGCUGGCCUGGCCCUGGGCAUGGUCUGCUUGGGGCACGGCAGUAACUUGGUAGGUAUGUCGGACUUGAAUGUUCCUGAACAGCUUUAUCAGUACAUGGUUGGAGGCCACCGGCGCUUUCAAGCGGGAAUGCACAGGGAGAAGCAUAAAUCUCCAAGUUACCAAAUCAAAGAAGGAGACACCAUAAAUGUGGAUGUGACGUGCCCAGGAGCCACACUUGCUCUGGCUAUGAUCUACUUGAAAACCAACAACAGAUCCGUCGCAGACUGGCUUCGAGCUCCUGACACUAUGUACCUGCUGGACUUUGUGAAGCCAGAGUUCCUGUUGCUUAGGACCCUGGCUCGGUGCCUGAUCUUGUGGGAUGACAUUUCACCAGAUUCCAAGUGGGUUGAUAGCAAUGUCCCUCAGAUUAUACGAGAAAAUAGUAUCUCUCUCAGUGAAAUCGAAUUGCCUUGCUCCGAGGAUUUGAAUCUGGAAACUUUGUCGCAAGCACAUGUCUACAUAAUUGCAGGAGCCUGUUUAUCUCUGGGUUUUCGAUUUGCUGGCUCAGAAAACUUAUCAGCAUUUAACUGUUUGCAUAAAUUUGCAAAGGAUUUUAUGACUUAUUUGUCUGCACCUAAUGCUUCUGUGACAGGUCCUUACAACCUGGAGACAUGCCUGAGUGUGGUGCUGCUGUCUCUGGCCAUGGUCAUGGCCGGCUCGGGGAACCUAAAGGUUUUGCAGCUGUGUCGCUUCUUGCACAUGAAAACAGGUGGCGAAAUGAACUAUGGUUUUCACUUAGCCCAUCACAUGGCCCUUGGACUUCUAUUUUUGGGAGGAGGAAGGUACUCAUUGAGCACCUCCAACUCCUCCAUCGCUGCCCUCCUGUGUGCCCUUUACCCGCACUUCCCCGCUCACAGCACUGACAACCGAUAUCAUCUCCAGGCCCUACGGCACCUGUAUGUGCUGGCUGCAGAACCACGGCUGCUGGUGCCUGUGGAUGUGGACGCCAACACACCCUGCUAUGCCCUCUUGGAGGUCACCUAUAAAGGCACUCAGUGGUACGAGCAGACCAAAGAAGAGCUGAUGGCGCCCACCCUUCUUCCGGAGCUCCACCUCCUAAAGCAGAUCAGAGUUAAAGGCCCGCGGUACUGGGAGCUGCUCAUCGAUUUAAGCAAGGGGACGCAGCACUUGAAGUCCAUCCUUUCCAAGGAUGGCGUUUUAUAUGUGAAGCUCAGAGCAGGCCAGCUCUCCUACAAGGAGGACCCAAUGGGGUGGCAGAGCUUGCUGGCCCAGACUGUCGCUAACCGGAACUCUGAAGCCCGAGCUUUCAAGCCUGAAACAAUUUCAGCAUUCACUUCUGACCCAGCGCUUCUGUCGUUUGCUGAGUAUUUCUGCAAACCCACUGUGAACAUGGGCCAGAAGCAGGAAAUUCUGGAUCUCUUCUCUUCAGUGCUGUAUGAGUGUGUCACCCAGGAGACCCCGGAGAUGCUACCUGCGUACGUGGCAAUGGAUCAGGCCGUGCGGAGACUGGGGCGGGGAGAGGUGUCCGAGACAGCGGAGCUUUGGCAGAUCAAGUUGGUGCUGGCCUUCUUCAGCUCCAGAAGCCACCAGGAGCGGCUGCAGAGCCCCCCGAAGCGAGGUUUCUUUAUGAGCUCAGAGUUCCUCCCGGUGGUCAAGUGUGCAAUUGACAACACCUUGGACCAGUGGCUACAAGCCGGGGGCGACGUGUGUGUGCAUGCCUACCUCAGCGGACAGCCCCGGGACGAGUCUCAGCUGAGCGCGCUGGCCUGCUUCCUGGUCUACCACUCGGUGCCGGCCCCGCGGCACCUGCCUCCUGUUGGACUGGAAGGGAGCACAAGCUUCGCUGAACUGCUCUUCAAGUUUAAACAGCUGAAAAUGCCCGUGCGAGCUUUGCUGAGAUUGGCUCCUUUGCUCCUUGGAAACCCACAGCCGAUGGUUAUGUGAUCAUGUCUGGUGGAAACCUGCCCUGAAACAUGACUUCUGCCCGAACCUGGGACCAAACAACAAAGCUAGAGACAUUUGUAAGUUUUAUAAUAUACCCAGGGGGAACGGGCUGCACAGCCCUCAGUGUGCUUCAAAAUCUGAGUGUUUUCAAUAUUGCAGAGACUUGGUUGCUGUCGGCUUGACCUAUGAUCUAUAAGUGAGUUAAAAUUUACUUAUGUAAAUAAAGUUUUCUGCUUUGUUUUCAAAA
This is a messenger RNA of Pteropus alecto (black flying fox), 6346 nucleotides long. It is a transcript of the gene ANAPC1, whose product is annotated as anaphase promoting complex subunit 1. Gene Ontology annotation, cellular component: anaphase-promoting complex. Gene Ontology annotation, biological process: anaphase-promoting complex-dependent catabolic process; protein K11-linked ubiquitination; metaphase/anaphase transition of mitotic cell cycle. The transcript is spliced from 48 exons. Gene Ontology annotation, molecular function: molecular adaptor activity. Lineage: Eukaryota; Metazoa; Chordata; Mammalia; Chiroptera; Pteropodidae. The record is from RefSeq and is a predicted model, not a curated record. The coding region runs from base 262 to 6099 and encodes 1945 amino acids.